CACAGGUUCAAGCUCUUCCCUUUGAUUUUUCUCUAGCCCCAUCAGAUUGAAUCACUCAGGUUUGCUUUGAGUACUAAAAAUGAGCACAUUAGAUGGAACACGAGCCGACCUCGCACUUAUUGUUUUAUACUUGAACAAAACCGAAGCAAGAGAUAAGAUAUGUCGAGCCAUUCAGUAUGGAUCGAAGUUCUUGAGCAAUGGACAGCCAGGCACUGCACAAGAUGUCGACAAAUCAACUAGCUUAGCACGAAAAGUUUUUCGGCUUUUCAAGUUUGUUAAUGAUUUGCAAGCUCUUAUUAGUCCACCUUCUCAAGGAACUCCUCUUCCACUGAUUUUGCUCGGAAAGUCAAAAAACACGUUAUUAUCGACUUUCUUGCUCUUGGAUCAAGUUGUGUGGGCCGGGAGAACAGGAAUAUAUAAGAACAAAGAGCGCACCGAGAAAAUUAGUAGGAUAUCACUUUUCUGUUGGAUGGGAUCUUCUAUAUGCACUUCUAUUAUUGAGUUGGCAGAAGUAAAAAGGUUAUCUUCACAAAUCAAGAAUUUGGAGAAGGAUAUGAAGUUAAAUGACAAGCAAGAACAGAAAAGUGAGCAGUAUCUUAGUAAGAUUAAGCAGUCUAAUGAUCGGCUUCUUUUGCUAAUAAAAUCAUCAAUAGACAUUGUGGUUGCUGUUGGACUUCUUCAACUUGCACCGGAAACUGUCACUCCUCGAGUAACAGGAGCUUUCGGUUUCAUAACUUCACUUAUAUCUUGUUAUCAGUUACUUCCUGCAUCACACAAGGCAAAGAUGCAGUGA
This is a messenger RNA of Dioscorea cayenensis subsp. rotundata (Guinea yam), 793 nucleotides long. Its product is annotated as peroxisomal membrane protein 11E-like. Gene Ontology annotation, cellular component: peroxisomal membrane. Lineage: Eukaryota; Viridiplantae; Streptophyta; Magnoliopsida; Dioscoreales; Dioscoreaceae. The record is from RefSeq and is a predicted model, not a curated record. Gene Ontology annotation, biological process: peroxisome fission; regulation of peroxisome size. Bases 80 to 793 code for a protein of 237 amino acids. The transcript is spliced from 8 exons.